AUGUAUCCGUACGUCGUUCUUGUAGCCUUGGGCCUCUGUGCUGCGGUUCUUUCGUUCCUUAGCUACGCAAAUCGGAGAAAAUCUUCCAAUUCAGCAUGUUUACCGAGGGAUGUGAAGACUGCUCUGCCAACGACACCCAGGAAUCCAGCCGAUGAGGAGCGUCUAGCAUACAUGAGAAUGUAUCACAAAUUGCAUAACUUGGAGGAUCAUCCAGAUUUUCUCCCACUGGCACAGGACAUGUUGCUUUCGUUAUUGGCCGAGGGGCUAUCCUGGGAACGUCAAAGACCUGAUUCUAUUCUAUCUCUGGGCAGCUAUAGCCUACGCUCGCUACAGGCUUUUAUUAAGAACCAGGAUGAGCAGGUCGCCACACAGUGGGAACAAUACAUUACUAGAAGAGGGGGUGGUGGAAUGCGAGAGCUAUUCCAAACUCGCGAAGAAUCCUAUGACUGGAUCAAGCAAAGGGCACCACUCAAGCUCGUCGAUGGAGCUUGGGUUGGUCAUAUACACCGGGUCAGCACGCCUUAUGCCGAACGCCAUGUUACCAAAGAUGCGUGGCAGGUCAUGAUCGAGGAGUAUGGUGAUGGGAGUCUGGAAAUGCACCAUGUUCAUUUGUAUAGCCGGCUUGUUCAGGAGGCAGGAGUCUGUCUUCCUCCACCAGACUCGGCAGACUUCAUCGACCCACGGCAUGGUAUGGUCAAUACCUUGGUGUGGAAAGCUGCCGUUUCACAACUCCUCAUGUCUCUCUUCCCUCACGAUUACCUUCCUGAAAUCCUCGGAUUCAACAUGCACUUCGAGUUGCUUACACUCGAAACCAUGAAGGCUGCCAAGGAGCUGGAGGAGGUGGGGAUGAGUGGCUACUACUUUUUCCUUCACAUCAGCAUCGAUAAUUCCCAUUCAGGACAUACUGCCAUGGCUGUCAACAGUGUCGCAAAGUUCCUCAGGCACAUUGAAUCGACAGAGGGGGCUGAGGCGGCUGAAAGAGCCUGGAGGCGAGUUCAAGCUGGCUAUUGCCUAUCGAGUGCGCUUUCUUGUCCUGAAUUCGGAACCUCCACAACCUCUGGCAAUGAGUGGAACCAAGAGCUUGCCGAAGUCUUCAAAGCCAAAGCGCUGACAGCGGGAAAUAUUCAUUGCCCCAGCCUAAUCAAAAUCGAUGGCCAGACACUGAGUCAGUGGCUGGUUCCUAAGAACUUCGCCUCGAUCGAGAGUCAAAAGAGGAUGUUCGGGUCAUUCACUGCUGCCGAAGUCGAACUUGUCCGGCGCUGGAUUGACAAUCUGAGUAACCAUAGCCCCCAAGCAUAUCUCGAGCUCCUCGACGACCUUCCUCCACUUCCACCCGCGAGCAAGGACAUACGUAUACACUACCCUGUGUUCACCCCGGAAGGCUUCGAAAGUCUCGACUUCAUCCACGCAGCAAACUACGAUUUGAUAACGCCCCGGUCUGACGCUAGCACGAUUCUACCUCAACUUCUUCCACUUUGGUUCACUCACCAAUGUGUCCUGGAAGCCUUCAUGGCAGUACCCUCAAAGACGGCGAACCCAACAAUAUCGGCCAUGGUCCGCGUGCUCAGAACAUACAAUGGAUUCGCAUCCGUUGGCGCGGGCGUAGCUGGCAUGGACGAAGCCAGCAAGACAUCCACGGUGGGACUCAUCGAGAUGGGUCUGCACAUGGUCGAACAGGCCGGACUGCAACAGCCCACGUCUCUCAAGGAGGUGCUCGAGUGGUGGCCAUGUGAGCUUUCCGUGGCUCUCCUGCACCUCUCAAUGCGUCCGAAUAAGAACCGGGCCUUGCUACUAGGGCUGGCAUCGGCAUUUUCGACCUUACAUGGAGCUGUCUUGAGGUCCACGCUCCUGCCACCUGCAGAUCGGGAGGUCUUGAGAAGCAUCGUCUGGACCGAGCGACAGGCAUUCAAGCUGUGCGCAGAGGAUGAGAGACGCACGGCACCAUCAGGGCUUGAGUAUCAGCGGGGCCUCGAGUUGGGCGAAAAGGCUGUGGUAGGAAUUUGUCGAUUGAUAAAUUUACACGGGUAA
Molecule: messenger RNA, 2028 nt
Organism: Penicillium subrubescens
Lineage: Eukaryota; Fungi; Ascomycota; Eurotiomycetes; Eurotiales; Aspergillaceae
Product: iron-containing redox enzyme family protein
Exons: 3
Coding region: 1-2028 (675 amino acids)
Source: RefSeq, a predicted model, not a curated record